Molecule: messenger RNA, 1431 nt
Organism: Xenopus tropicalis (tropical clawed frog)
Lineage: Eukaryota; Metazoa; Chordata; Amphibia; Anura; Pipidae
Product: zinc finger protein
Cellular component (GO): nucleus
Source: RefSeq, marked validated
AAAGGCCCCGCCCAUAGGGGGUGGGAUCCAAAAUGGGCUAAAAAGCUGCGGGAAUGAGAGCUGAGUUAGUUUGGGGAAGAGACGUGUGGGUACAGGGUACAGGGGCUCUGCAGGCUAAUGAGGAGUCUCUGCCCAAGGACAGGUAACUAUAUCAGUAUACAGUAUAUUAUCUGUAAAAAUAAUGCUUUUCCUUAUACAUUAGUGCCGCUUUGCGACGCCUCCCCUAGAACUUAUAGACAGAAUAUUAUUGCUCGCUUCAAAAGAGACAACAGUUUGUAACUGGAUCAACUGCCAGAAGUUGGUUCAUAAGUCAUAGUAGUUCAGGAAUAUAUAAAUAUUGCAUUUCUACUCUCAAUUACUUUCUUACAUUUCCUUGUAUUUUUUUUUUACUUUCUUUUACAUAUUUGCUUUAAAAAUAAAGAGGCACAGAAGCCCCAGAAGCUGACAAUUCUCUGAUUCUUUGGAUAAAGACAAGAGACCAUUAGACCGUGCAACUUCUCCAACACCAGGAAAUCCACACAUUGGAGAGAAAAAUCUGUAUCCGACUGAGAAAAAGCUUUAGUGCAAUGAGCAUUCCCAACUCCCAGAUGGAAACUCACUCACAAACAAAAGGUUAUGAAUGCCAAGAAUGUGGGAAACAAUUAUCAACCAAAAGAAGCCUUAAUACUCACAAGAGAAUUCACACUGGGGAGAAACCAUUCAUGUGCACAGAAUGUGGGAAAUGUUUUAUGCAAAAGGAUGUCCUUAAAAUUCACAAGAGAAUUCACACAGGGGAGAAGCCUUAUGCAUGUACAGAAUGUGGGAGAAAUUUUGCUGCAAAGAAUCAUCUACUCAAGCACAAUAAAACUCAUACAGGGGUGAAACCAUUCAUGUGUAUGGAAUGUGGGAAAAGUUUCUCGGAGAAAGCCCAUCUUCAGUCACACUAUAAGCUUCACACAGGGGAGAAACAAUUUUCUUGUGUAGAAUGUGGGAAAAGCUUUAGCGGUAAGGAUGGCCUUCAAUACCACUACACAACUCAUACAGGGGAGAAACCUUUCAGUUGCACAAAGUGCGGUAAAUGUUUCUCUAAAAUGUCCAGCCUUCAGUGUCAUCGGGUGAUCCACACGGGAGAGAAACCAUUUGCUUGUGCAGAAUGUGGGAAAAGUUUUAGUUUUAAGAGCAACCUAACCAGGCAUCACAGAGUCCACACUGGGGAGAAACCUUUGAAAAGUUAAUAUUCACACAGGAGAGAAACCAUUUGCUUGUGUAGAAUGUGGGAAAAGCUUUUCCCAACAAAGUUCCCUUAGGAGCCACUGGAAAAUUCACUCAGGGGAGAAACCAUUUGCUUGUGUAGAAUGCCGGAAAAGCUUCUCCCAACAAAGUCACAUUAGGAGCCAAUGGAAAAUUCACACAGGGGAGAAACCAUUUGUGUGAACGGAAUGUGGGAAAAGC